Molecule: messenger RNA, 3325 nt
Organism: Gekko japonicus
Lineage: Eukaryota; Metazoa; Chordata; Lepidosauria; Squamata; Gekkonidae
Gene: BMP1
Product: bone morphogenetic protein 1
Exons: 20
Coding region: 58-3000 (980 amino acids)
Biological process (GO): proteolysis
Molecular function (GO): metalloendopeptidase activity; zinc ion binding; calcium ion binding
Source: RefSeq, a predicted model, not a curated record
CAUUCCUGUUUUCCCCCCCCUUACAGUUCCGUGGAGCAUUUCCCGGGACCUGCCAGCAUGCCUGCAUCCAGGGGGGGGCUGCUGUUCCUUUCCUUCCUGGUCCUGGGACAAGCAAUGGAUUUUACAGAUUACAGCUAUGUCAUAGAAGAAGAGGAAGAAGACACUGAUCCAAUUGACUAUAAGGACCCUUGCAAAGCUGCUGCCUUUUCAGGAGACAUUGCCUUGGACGAGGAAGACCUCAAGUUUUUCCAGGUGGACAGAGUUGUGGAUCUCACACGGCAUACCAUUGAGAGAACUGUCACUAACUCUUCAGGGAACAGUUCCAACAGCACCAGCAUCAGACCCAGGAGACAGCAAAGGAGACGGAAGCUGGACCGGGGGCGGUCUCGGAGCCGCCGAGCUGCCACUUCCCGUCCUGAGCGAGUGUGGCCAGAUGGAGUCAUUCCUUAUGUGAUCAGUGGGAAUUUCAGUGGCAACCAGCGGGCAAUCUUUCGACAGGCCAUGCGCCAUUGGGAGAAGCACACCUGUGUCACUUUCUUGGAGCGGAAUGAUGAAGAUAGCUACAUAGUGUUUACAUACAGGCCUUGUGGGUGCUGUUCCUAUGUGGGGCGUAGAGGAGGAGGACCUCAGGCCAUCUCCAUUGGGAAAAACUGUGACAAAUUUGGCAUUGUGGUACAUGAGCUGGGCCAUGUCAUCGGUUUCUGGCAUGAGCACACACGCCCAGACAGAGAUGGCCAUGUGUCCAUUAUCCGUGAAAACAUACAACCAGGGCAGGAGUAUAACUUUCUGAAGAUGGAGCCUGAAGAGGUGGAGUCAUUGGGAGAGACAUAUGAUUUUGACAGCAUAAUGCACUAUGCACGGAACACCCUUUUCAGGGGGAUCUUCCUAGACACCAUCCUUCCCAAAUACAAUGUGAAUGGGAUGCAGCCUUCCAUUGGCCAGCGUACUCGACUGAGCAAAGGAGAUAUAGCCCAGGCUCGCAAGCUUUACAAAUGCCCUGCUUGUGGAGAGACCCUGCAAGAGAGUCAAGGGAACUUCUCUUCACCUGAGUUUCCCAAUGGAUAUUCUGCACACAUGCACUGCAUCUGGAGAAUAUCUGUCACUCCAGGGGAAAAGAUUAGGCUGAACUUUACAUCCCUGGAUCUGUACCGAAGUCGGUUAUGCUGGUAUGAUUACGUGGAGGUGAGAGACGGGUUCUGGAGAAAGGCCGCUUUGCGAGGUAGGUUCUGUGGGAAUAAGCUCCCGGAGUCCAUCCUCUCCAGCGAUAGCCGCCUCUGGAUAGAAUUCCGCAGCAGCAGCAACUGGGUCGGCAAAGGCUUCUUUGCAGUCUAUGAAGCAAUCUGUGGGGGAGAGAUGAAGAAAGACAAUGGACACAUCCAGUCUCCAAACUAUCCUGAUGAUUACCGGCCAAAUAAAGCAUGCAUCUGGAAGAUUACUGUCUCAGAGGGUUUCCAUGUGGGCCUCGCUUUCCAGGCAUUUGAGAUUGAGCGUCAUGACAGCUGCGCUUAUGACUACCUGGAGAUCCGGGAUGGUAACUCGGAGACAAGCAAUCUGAUUGGAAGGUACUGUGGUUAUGAUAAGCCUGAUGACAUCAAAAGCACCUCCAACAAGUUGUGGAUGAAGUUUGUGUCUGACGGGUCCAUUAACAAGGCUGGCUUUGCUGUCAACUUCUUCAAAGAAGUGGAUGAAUGUUCCAGACCAAACAAUGGUGGGUGUGAGCAACGUUGUGUGAACACUCUGGGCAGCUACAAGUGUGCUUGUGACCCUGGUUAUGAGUUGGCCUCAGAUAAGCGCAGGUGUGAAGCUGCCUGCGGUGGGUUCCUCACCAAACUGAAUGGCUCCAUUACAAGUCCUGGGUGGCCCAAAGAAUACCCACCCAACAAGAACUGCAUCUGGCAGCUUGUGGCACCAACACAGUACCGUAUAUCCCUGCAGUUUGACUUCUUUGAGACAGAGGGUAACGAUGUAUGUAAGUAUGACUUCGUAGAAGUGCGCAGCGGGCUCACUGCUGAGGCCAAACUACACGGCAAGUUCUGUGGGGCAGAAAAGCCCGAUGUGAUCACCUCCCAGUACAACAACAUGCGCAUAGAAUUCAAGUCCGACAACACCGUCUCCAAGAAAGGCUUCAAGGCUCAUUUCUUCUCAGACAAAGACGAAUGUUCGAAGGAUAAUGGUGGAUGCCAACACGAGUGCCUGAACACUUUCGGCAGCUAUGAGUGCCAGUGCCGCAGUGGCUUUGUACUGCAUGACAACAAGCACGAUUGCAAAGAAGCUGGCUGUGAUCACAAGAUGACUUCCAUCAGUGCAACCAUCACCAGCCCAAACUGGCCUGAUAAAUACCCGAAUAAGAAAGAGUGCACCUGGGCAAUAACCACCACACCGGGACACCGCGUCAAACUGACCAUCAGGGAGUUGGACAUUGAAGGCCAUCAAGAAUGCACCUAUGACCACCUGGAGGUUUACAAUGGAAAAGAUGCCAAAGCUCCUGUCUUGGGACGAUUGUGUGGAACUAAAGAACCAGGCCCUAUAAUCUCCUCCAGUAACAGGAUGUUCCUCAGGUUCUUCUCAGAUAACUCUGUCCAGAAGAAAGGCUUUGAGGCAACCUACACAUCAGAAUGUGGUGGCCAGAUGCGAGCUGAAGUGAAAACCAAGGAUCUCUAUUCGCAUGCCCAGUUUGGAGACAACAACUACCCUGGGGGCUCAGAUUGUGAAUGGGUAAUUGUGGCUGAGGAGGGAUAUGGAGUGGAACUCAUCUUCCAGACAUUUGAGAUUGAGGAAGAAGCAGACUGCGGCUAUGACUACAUGGAGCUGUUUGAUGGCUAUGACGGAACAGCCCCACGCCUGGGACGCUACUGCGGCUCUGGGCCCCCUGAAGAAGUCUAUUCUGCUGGCGACUCAGUGAUGGUAAGAUUCCACUCUGAUGACACCAUCAACAAGAAGGGCUUCCACCUACGUUACACUAGCACCAAAUUCCAGGACACGUUGCACACGCGGAAAUGAUGCCCAGCCACCCAACCCCCUACAGCAGACAACAGGACUUCUAGCAAUGGAGGGACAGGUCUUGGCUGCUGAAAAUAACAAAAAAGACACCCAUGGAGAGAAAAUUCAAAUAGACUGGAAGGAGAAAUACACAGUACACCUCAGAGUGUGAAACACUCACACAGAAACAAAGGUGCUGCCAGCCGCUUACGUGGACUGGGCUCGGGGGAAUCCUUUCAUUAAAAAAAAAAUCUGUGCCUCUUUAUUUCUUGAGCAGAGUGUCUCCAGGACUAACCACUUCAUGGCUUCCAUUUACAUUUUUUUGUUUGCGCUGCUCUCCCUCCCC